This is a messenger RNA of Spodoptera littoralis (African cotton leafworm), 1716 nucleotides long. The record is from the annotation of a GenBank genome assembly. NCBI's taxonomy places the organism in Eukaryota, Metazoa, Arthropoda, Insecta, Lepidoptera, Noctuidae.
GCAUUUACCUCGUUGAGAACGGUCAAAGGUUUGUCAGCUAAAAUGGUGAACACAUUUCGUGGUCGACUCCUUAAUAUAAGAGAUCGUUUAAAACAAAACUCAUGUGUGAAUUUAGUCUGGCUUAUUAAUUUUUUGCCAAAUCUUGCUGGUUUUCCUUUAUUAAGUCAAAAGUUUAAAUUUUUCUUUUGGAUAGUCCACACAAUCCUUCUAUUCUACGUAUAUCUCCUGGGUACAGCAAUGUACCAGACGUACUUUGCCGAGGACUUUGUGGACUCAAUCAACAGCUUUUUCAAUAUUUCGGUAUUUAUCCUCAUCGGAAAUGACAGCUGGUGGUUGAUCAGUAAAAGAAACGAUUUAAAUGAUCUUUUGAAAAUGGUGAAGAAAAACGAUGAUCUAAUCAUUGAGUCUGGCAGGUUUCAAGAUGUGCACCAGAAGCUAAUGAAGAGCAUAAAAAUCAUUGUGAUCAUGUGUUACAUGUUCCAUUUUGUAAAUGAUGUCAUGAUUUUUAUACCUAGCAGGACGAUUGGGAUGGACGAUUUUUCUACGGUCUCUUGUGUUGGUAUGGAACCGCUGACCAGCAGCCCAAAUCGCCAAGCUUGCAUGGUAGUGUUAGCGCUUCAAGAACUGACGGCUAUCGUAGCAGUUUGCAGUUAUGAUGUGGCUUUACUGUUUCUGUUCUCUCACACAACUGCUGUAUUUCAAAUCCUUUAUCAAGAUAUGACAGAAUUUGCCAAUAUUUCAAAAUCUCAUGAAACGUAUUACGUUGUAGAAGAUCGUCUGAAGAACAUUGUAUUUCGUCAUGUCUUAGCUUUGCAUACGGUCAGGAAAUUAGAAGACAUAUACAGUGUAGCUAUAGGCAUUGGCUUCGGUUUGGACGCCAUUUCUAUGUGUUUAUUCUUCGUGUUGCCUUUAGAUGUCUGUCUCAACUUCGCUCCGCUGAUUUACCACAGUCUUUUCAUAUUUUUCUUGUAUUGUUUUCAAGGACAGAGACUUACAACAGCAUCGGAAAAGUUUGAAAUGGCAGUGUACUGUUGCGGUUGGGAGAAUUUGCGUGUGAAAGAGCGGAGACAAGUGCUUUUGAUGUUGAAACAAGCUCAGAAACCGGUCAUAGUGUACGCUGCCCGAGUGAUUCCGAUACCAUGGUUCUGGUACAUCCACAUGUUUCUUCUCUUCUACGUGUAUGCCGUCGGUAACUUCUGGUAUCAAUGGAAGUUCGCUCACGGCGCUGGUGACUUCAUCAAGAGCUAUGUUAACAUCUCUAUCAUCGUCAUUAUUGGCAACAAUAGUGUGUGGUUUGUCAAACAAAGGGAGAUAUGUAUGACCAUCCUCACUUUACAAGAGUUCACCAUAAACAUAGUCGCUCUGAACUACCAAGCUCUUCUGCUCUUCCUCAUAGCUCAUACAGCUGCGAUGUACCAGAUGAUGGCUUAUGAAAUGAUGGCUCUAAAUGAUUAUAAAAAGGAGAACUUGGGACAAGUGAAGAAGAAACUAUCAUCUUUGAUAGAACGCCAUUGUUUGACGCUAGAUGUCGUUGACAAUUUGCGGUCUCUAUACAGUGUUCCUUUAGGAGUCAACUUUGCGGUUGAUAAAUUCUGCGGAGGUGUUUGCAAGGGCGGUGUACUGCUGUGGUUGGGAGAAUUUUGGCUUAAAGGAGAAGAGGCUGGUAUUCGUUAUGCUUCGUCAGUCUCAGAAGCCGGUGGAACUUCUGGCAGCUGA